Paramecium primaurelia is the source of this 1012-nucleotide messenger RNA. The record is from the annotation of a GenBank genome assembly. NCBI's taxonomy places the organism in Eukaryota, Ciliophora, Oligohymenophorea, Peniculida, Parameciidae.
AUGUUAUUAUUAUCUUAGCACUAAUCAACUUAAUUAGAAGAAUUAGAAAACUUAAAGGCAUCCAUUUUAGUUUAAUAAUCUUCUCGUUCUAGAAAUCUUUCAAAUGAAAGACCAUAAACCUAUUAAAGAUAAUUACAAUUUUCUAUAGAAAAUCCAAGACAUAGAAAUAAAGCACAAUCUUUUUCUGUUGAAAAACAAGUAAAGAAUGAAAAAUAUUCUAUUAGUUGAAUUUAAGUUCAUAGAACUAAAAGGUUGAAAAUUUAAUUGCAACUUGGAUGCAUCAAAAAAAUUCAUCAUCUUUACAUUCAAGUUCAAAUGUAGUUGUACCUUCUUAAUUUAUUAAUGAUGUACGUUCAGCAUAAUAAUUGGAUAAUCUAAACAAGGAAUCCAAUAAACCUCAUAUCAUUAUAGAGGAAGAUGUCUUGUUUACUGAAGAAACAGAACCAUAUAUUUAAAACAAUAAAACUAAGUAGGUUAAAACUCCUAUCCAUCUUAUUGUUCCUAACAAGAAUAACAAAGAUUAAUGUAUUAAAUUUUUAAAUAAAGAAAGCCAAGAAAUGAAGAAGAAUAACAAAGGCAAGAAAUAAAAUAAUUAUAAUUACCUUAAACCAUAAACAACAAAAAUUAAUAUAGGAAAUUAAACAAAAUCAUCACCUCUUGUAUUUAAAGAAUAAUCACUAUAGAACCCUAUGAAAAUAUCACAAAUAGAUUAAUCCAAACUUACUAAUCAAUAAAGUGCAACAAAUAAUUAAAAUUUAAAUAAUAAGAAUAAAUAAUAUUCUUCAAAAAUAGUCAAAAAAAGUAGUUCAAGUAUCCAUGAAGAAAAUUAAUAAGAAAAUUAUUAAUUCAUUCCAGAGUUAGUAAGAUUAAAAGAGUAGAUUUUAUCAACAUACUUAAAAUAAAAUCGAGCUCUAAUAGGUUCUUAAAAUUAAAUCGUUAAGUAUUUGAGUAUAAUAAAAUUAGAAAUUUUGAUGAAAUUCUCUCAAUUUUAAAGUAGGAUUUCCCCAAAUGA